UGAUCCCGAUUCAUGUAAUUGCUUAGCUUGCUGGUAUUAUGCCACGUGUUUAAAUUACUUUGUAUUUAGACUAUGAAAUAUAUUUUCAACUCCAUUUCUUGUUGUGGUACAUUCAUUUUCGUGAAGUACUUUAUUCCGAAAACAAUUACAAGAAUAAUUAAAUAUGUUUUGUUGUUGUUGCAAAUCAGGCACUCUCAUCCUGAAUAACCGUUCAGCAGGAAGCGGAGAGUGGGAGUGUGCGCGCAGUGAAGGACAGUGGCCUUGAACAAAACCGCCGGCUACUGAAGAAUAUGUACAGCGUUGCCGACCUGCUGGCUUCCCAUGGCUUCAGGUCGGGCAGGAGGCCGACAUCCGGCAGCAGCAGCAGCACACAGCCUCCACUCCGGAUGGAGCCGCCCCGGUCAGGGCUGGAGCAGGGGUUUCCUGGCCAGGAUGUGUGGCACGACGCACCGCCCGCUCCCCGCGCCACACGUCACUCCAGCCUGCCACUACAAGAGCACCCCGCAAGGGCCGAGCCCUCCAGGGAAAGGGCAGAGCUCGUAAGUGAAAAGGCGAACUAUGAAGAGGGGCAAAUGCAGCCCCAAAGCCCCCCUGUGACCAUAAGGAACUUUGAAAACCAGCUUCCAUUAUUGGAGGGAUCCGAUGAAAGCGUGAGUUACUGGCGGCGCCGUGGGCAGGAUUUCAGCGUGCUGCUGGACUACGCAAUCCACCAACCGCCUCAUGUUGACGUCCCUCCGCCUGCCUACCUUGCAGGGUUACGAGAUCAAGCCCCAUCACACAACACAGUGCAGCAUGGCCCUUUCAACCAGACUGCAGUGUCUCGCGAGGCAACCCCCCCACCGUACCCUGCAGUGUCUCGUGACUCGACUCUUCCCUCGGAAUACUCUGGAUUGCACGGCUACCCAGCUAAUGCAGACACAAUCCCACGCCCCAGCACCUACCCACAGCCUCCACCAUACAAGGCUGAACCUCCGACCCUGGAAUUAUCUCAGAACUCUGCACCACAGACUACACAGCUGCAACAAAGUAAAAUAAAUCCAGACUACGCGUUAUUGACCGAUCAAAGUAAAAAUAUGCACAGGAAUAGCAGAGAAAAAGGGAAUUCCAAAUAUGUAUCAAGCCAUUGCUGUAGUGACUACCAGGACAUGUCAGGGAUGUAUUACUCCUCAAGUCAGUGUGGUCAGGACAGCAAGGACAUGUUGGUGAAUCCAGGCAAAGGAAGCACUUCCCUCCAGGCAACAUCAGAUGCACAUGCAAUAUUGUACACAGGAAAACAAUACUUUGAAGCAACUCCCCUACCAACAGAGAAGAUUGAAAAACCUCAAACAUUCAGGCCUCCACCGCCAACAUACGAGAUGUACCAAAUGAGAAGCAAAGAUUGCUACAAGGGACCAACAACACAAGUUCAAUUGAAAAACGUGUGUUGUCAUACGAGUACACAUGAAAAUGGGCAAUACAAGUCAUCAGCAGAAUUUCCCCAGACAGAUUUAUGCCUCCUGAAUCACAAAUGAAAUAUCAAAAUGUACAGCUGCCCACAUACAUCAAACCACCAGAUUACAUUCCUCAAUAUAAAGAGAAUACAUCUCGUCAAAAUCAACAUGCAAGCAAUGAAAACAGCAUUGACUCUACUGGUGAAAGCAAACAAAAACUUAGAACAGCUCGUGUUGAAUACAUUCCAUUCACAGACCCAUGGGUGCGAAUUGUCCCCAAGGCACACUGGGAAACUGAGCGCCAAAAUCAAGACAAUGGUCACAGUGUGAGGAAGUCUACAAAUGACAACAAUUCUGUAAACUACAUUCAUGUAAAAGAAGGCUAGACAAACAAUUGUUGUACUCAAAGCAAAUACCACCUCCAUCACUUGUGUUACCUGUACUAAAUCAGGAUUCAUAUUUUUGGAGAAAUUCGCAGUCAAACCAUGAAAUCAACAAGCAUAAAAUGCAUUCAGAUGACAUAACGUACAUGCAGUUAAAAUAUCCGGACAGUACCUCAACAAGUGCUGAUCAUGCAUUUCACUCAAGAAAGGGCCACAUACAAGAAACAGCAGGUGAACAUAGAUCUGUGUUGCAUACAGAUAAAAAGGAGGGUAUUCUUCAGGGUGACAAGACACAUGAAGCAAGUGGUGGUCAGAUGCCACGUAGCCUGCUUGGAGUCCGGACCGGCAUGCAUCAGCGAGGAGCUGUGGGAGAAACUGUGUUCUGUUUGAUCUCCGUGCCAAGUCAGUCUGUGGAUGUGGAUCAAGGUGGCAUUUGGCUCCCAGAUGUGUCAAACGGCAGCAGUAACGCCGUUCCCGAACACUCCCACCAGCACACGCAGUCUGCAAGUGAGCUGGAGCUGCAAGCACUCACUGGGAAAAUGAUCGCCGAGGAAGAGGCACGCAAGGCCAAAGAAAAAGCGGAGGAAAAGGCGAAAAAGCAUGCAUGUGAAAGCCAAAUAUUAAGUCACCCACUGAAAUUUAGUUCUGAACUAAAAGGUGAAGCAAAAAUGUAUGAAACACCUCAAAAACCACUAUCACAAAAACAGCUUAAUAAUGUUACCUUGCACUGUGUUCCAAAGCAGCUAUAUCCUGAUGAACGAACAUUUGUGUCACAGAAAAAUAGACAAAUUCAUGGGCAUGCUGUAGAGGUGGAGGGUAAACAUUUCCAAGCCUCUAAUUGCAGGUGGAAAACCCAAAAUUCACAAAAUACAUCCCAUAUUACUGGUGAAACAAAAAAUGAGGAAAUUAAAAGUGAAUUUGGAUCUAAAAUCUCCUCCAGGUCAGUCUCGUGCUGCUUGUAUCUGAGGAAAUGUAAACAACUAACAUUUUCUAUUUACCAACAACAGUAUAAUUAAUUUGGUUUAACACAUCAGCUUUCGUGGCCAAUAUCCAUAAAGGUGUAUUGGGUUAGAUCGCGUAAAUAUAAAUGUGUUAACACACCACCACCUGACAGCCAAUUAGUAAGGUUUGUCGCGGAAACAAAAUGUGCCAAUUAGUGACUACUUAAGCUUACCAGUGUGUUGGAGAGUAAACCCACAACAUUUACAAUUUGAGUAUGAUGUUUUGCUG
Molecule: messenger RNA, 3043 nt
Organism: Lethenteron reissneri (Far Eastern brook lamprey)
Lineage: Eukaryota; Metazoa; Chordata; Hyperoartia; Petromyzontiformes; Petromyzontidae
Biological process (GO): positive regulation of blood vessel endothelial cell proliferation involved in sprouting angiogenesis
Cellular component (GO): adherens junction; ruffle membrane
Source: RefSeq, a predicted model, not a curated record